Aspergillus sclerotioniger CBS 115572 is the source of this 1425-nucleotide messenger RNA. RefSeq names its product alpha-ketoacid dehydrogenase kinase family protein. Gene Ontology annotation, cellular component: mitochondrion. The coding region runs from base 1 to 1425 and encodes 474 amino acids. Lineage: Eukaryota; Fungi; Ascomycota; Eurotiomycetes; Eurotiales; Aspergillaceae. Gene Ontology annotation, molecular function: pyruvate dehydrogenase (acetyl-transferring) kinase activity. The record is from RefSeq and is a predicted model, not a curated record. Gene Ontology annotation, biological process: protein phosphorylation; regulation of glucose metabolic process. The transcript is spliced from 2 exons.
AUGGCUAUAGUACGGGCACUUCAGACACCGUCUGCGGGUGCUAGAGUUCGAUAUACUUAUCUCUCAUCAACUGUCCUUCCGACGAAACGCUUUCUCUCGUCGUCACCGCCUCUCCGACAAGCUACAUCCUCGCGGCACGCCUUUGCGUACGGCGCCAAUGAUGAAGUCGCACGUCUCGCAGCCAGUCGCCGUCGUCCAUUGACUCUUGCAGACCUGCUGAAACAUGGACGUCCGCCGUUGUGCAAAAAUGCCCUCCUUGCCUCGGCCAACUUCACCCUCUCCCUCCUCCCAGCUCGACUAGCAUCUCGCAUCGAAGCUCUCCGCAACCUCCCUUUUAUCGUUGUCUCGAACCCGCAUGUAUCGAAGAUUUACAACAACUACCUACACUCUUUAUCAACCCUCCUACCCUACCAGCAACGUCAGGUUACUACCCUCGAGGAAGAGAACCAAUUCGCCGAGGUACUCGCCGAUCUCGUUCACACCCACACCAAUACAAUCCCCAUUCUUGCCCGCGGCUUUCUCGAAUGUCGACGAUACAUCGAUCCCGUCGAGGUUACCAGGUUUCUGGACACGCAUCUGCGCGCCAGAAUCGGCACCCGGCUGAUCGCUGAGCAACAUUUGGCGCUGCACUUUGCCUCACAGCCCGUCAGUGACAUCCCUGUCGAAAAACGCGAAUCCAACAAGGACGCAGCACCAUCAAACUAUAUUGGAGUCAUCGACACAGCGCUGCAACCGUCCCGCAUCGUCAAAUCAUGCGAGGACUUUGUGGGCGAGAUCUGCGAGCUGAAGUACGGUGUCCGUCCCAGAUUGCAUAUCGGUGGACAACCGGACGCCUCCUUCGCGCAUGUCCCAGUCCACGUGGAGUAUAUUCUUACGGAACUGCUGAAGAAUGCAUUCCGGGCGGUGAUUGAAUCUGGGAAUGGAAGCGAACCGAUCGAGGUGACGAUUGCUGCGGCGCCCGACGUCCCUGCAAACACUGUUCAUGAUGCGCCUGGGAAGAAGGGUAAGCGGAGUCAUGGGCCGCAGUCAGAUUCUGAUGUUGGGUUCCAUAUGGAUACGGUAGUGGGGACGGCAGACGCAAACGAGUCUAUCAAGUGCUGGACGCCUUCCUCGCAGAGCAUCACGAUCCGAAUUCGAGACCGGGGAGGUGGUAUCCCGCCGGAGGUGCUGCCGAACAUCUGGUCGUAUAGUUUCACUACGUUCUCGGACUAUGAGAUGAACGGGUCGGAGAAUGGGAGUAUGGACGCGCUGAACACGAUCGCAGCGAGCGGGGGACAUCUGAGCAGCAUUGCCGGGCUUGGGUAUGGGCUGCCGCUGAGCCGGGCCUAUGCGGAGUAUUUUGGGGGGAGCAUUGCGGUGCAGAGUUUAUGGGGCUGGGGGACGGAUGUUUAUUUGACACUCCAGGGAGUUGGGAAGGUUGUCUGA